GAUAAUAGAAAAGGAAACAUAUUGCCCCAAGGCUGCUGUUUUCAUUUCCUCAUGCAAAGAAGAAGCACAGUAGAGAAGAAAAGCAGACCGAGCACACUCAACCUUUGCUACCAUGGGGAACUGGGCUGUGAAUGAGGGACUCUCCAUCUUUGUCAUUCUGGUGUGGUUGGGGUUGAACGUCUUCCUCUUUAUCCACUAUUACAAGGUUUAUGAUGAUGGACCUAAUUACUAUUAUACUCGAAAACUUCUUGGGUCAGCACUGGCUCUUGCCAGGGCCCCUGCCGCCUGCCUAAAUUUCAACUGCAUGCUGAUCCUACUGCCAGUGUGUCGAAAUCUGCUCUCCUUCCUCAGGGGUUCCAGUGCGUGUUGCUCAACAAGAAUUCGAAGACAACUGGAUCGGAACCUCACUUUCCAUAAAAUGGUAGCAUGGAUGAUAGCACUUCACACUGCGAUCCACACCAUUGCACAUCUGUUCAAUGUGGAGUGGUGUGUGAAUGCCAGAGUCAACAAUUCUGACCCAUAUUCAGUAUCACUCUCUGAAAUCGGUGACAAGGACAAUGAAGAGUAUCUCAAUUUUGCUAGAGAAAAAAUCAAGAACCCUGAAGGGGGCUUGUAUGUGGCCGUGACUAGGUUGGCUGGUAUUACAGGAAUUGUCAUCACACUGUGUCUCAUUUUAAUCAUCACAUCUUCUACCAAAACCAUCCGGAGGUCUUACUUUGAAGUGUUCUGGUAUACACACCAUCUAUUUGUGAUCUUCUUCAUUGGCCUUGCCAUCCAUGGAGCUGAACGAAUUGUACGUGGACAGACGAAAGACAGUUUGGACAAGCAUAAUAUAGAGUUCUGUGAAGACAAAAUCUCAAAAUGGGGAACAAUAAAGGAGUGCCCAGUACCAAAGUUCUCUGGGAAUCCUCCUAUGACUUGGAAAUGGAUAGUGGGUCCCAUGUUCCUGUAUCUCUGUGAGAGGCUGGUCCGGUUUUGGCGAUCUCAACAGAAGGUGGUCAUCACUAAGGUGGUCACUCACCCUUUUAAAACCAUUGAGCUUCAGAUGAAGAAGAAGGGAUUCAAGAUGGAGGUAGGACAGUAUAUUUUUGUCAAGUGCCCCAAGGUAUCCAAGCUGGAAUGGCACCCAUUCACCCUGACCUCUGCUCCUGAGGAAGACUUUUUUAGCAUUCAUAUCCGUAUUGUGGGAGACUGGACAGAAGGGCUAUUUAAUGCUUGUGGCUGUGAUAAGCAAGAGUUCCAAGAUGCCUGGAAACUGCCUAAGAUAGCAGUUGAUGGGCCCUUUGGCACAGCCAGUGAAGAUGUGUUCAGCUAUGAAGUGGUGAUGCUAGUGGGAGCAGGGAUCGGAGUCACGCCUUUCGCCUCCAUUCUCAAGUCUGUCUGGUACAAAUAUUGCAAUAAUGCCACAAAUCUGAGGCUCAAAAAAAUCUAUUUCUAUUGGCUGUGCAGAGACACACAUGCCUUCGAGUGGUUUGCAGAUCUGCUGCAGCUGCUGGAGACCCAGAUGCAGGAAAGGAACAAUGCCGACUUCCUCAGCUACAACAUCUACCUUACCGGCUGGGAUGAGUCUCAGGCCAAUCAUUUUGCUGUACACCAUGAUGAGGAGAAAGAUGUGAUCACUGGCUUAAAACAAAAGACUCUGUAUGGAAGGCCCAACUGGGAUAAUGAGUUCAAGGCAAUUGCAAGUCAACACCCUAACACCAGAAUAGGAGUUUUUCUCUGUGGCCCUGAAGCUUUGGCUGAAACCCUCAGCAAACAGAGCAUCUCCAACUCUGAGUCUGGCCCUCGUGGAGUACAUUUCAUUUUCAACAAGGAAAACUUCUAAUUCAGCUCUCUCAUGAAGAAAUAAGUGUAUGCUGCCAAAUGCCCCAAUAUUGCUGGUUGACUGUAUGAGUUCCAUGCUCUGAAGAAAGAAGGAGGAAGGAAACUAUAAUGACAUAGGCCCCCCCCUCAAAAGAAUUCCAAAGAAUGUUUGUUAGUGAUAGGUUACAUUUGCAUGGAGUUUCAUGGCUUUCACAGCACUCUUACAAACAUUGUCAUGAUACUUUAGUUCAUAUUUCCCUACGCAUGCCACAAGAGGGGAAGGCAAGCAUUGUCUUGGACUCAUUUUAGGAUAAACAGUAAGAGCUCAAGUAAUUUCAUCACUUUCCCUCAGAUUCAGAAGCUGAAACGAGAUCUAUGUCACUAAUGCCAGGUCAUCUCAAGAAUCCGAUUUUAUACUUUCCCCAAACAGGAGAGUUAAUCAAAAAGUAGCUCAUCAUUCUUCAUUUUUGUUUCAUCUUUAACAUUAGCAUUAUGCAAAAGGAGAGGGUUUUUUUUGAGGAGAUAAUGAUGGCAACAGUAUUGACAUGGAAGUAUAUUCCAGUUUACCAGCACAACAGCCUAACUGGGUUAGAGAUUAUUCCUACAAAGGAACAGUAGACUGGAGUUAAGGUAGCACUCUACAUUUAGCAUGGUGCUUGGUAGAGUGGGUGUUCAAGGUCAGUUUAUUGAAGGAAUGAACAUUUAGAGCUAUAUGACUUCAGAGUGAGAUUAAAAUUACCCUUCUGUUACUUUUACAGACCAGAGGAUCCUGAUUCCCCUGGCAGGUAGAGAGCAGGAUAUGGACCAGUAGGAUAGACUGGCCUAGUGUAUUCAAUCCAUUGUUAUUUUCAGGCAAGAGGGAUGAAUUCAGAGACCUAAGCUGCUAUGAUGAUGCUGGCUAUAAGUCCAUAAGAUGGGAAAGAAAAACACACUGUUUACUGCCAGAAAUGGUCUGCUCAAGUCCACCCUUGUGAAUUUUGAACUGAAUUCUAGCAAAUGUAUAUGAUAAUACAUAUCCUACUCAGAAUCCAUUUAUUGUUUUUUUUUUUUUUUUUGCUUAGAUACCCACACAAAUAGAUCUACGUGUACAGAUAACUUGUUUUUACUACAUCAUUUUCAUCACCACCACUACCAACAUUGCCAUCUUCCUGAAAUAAAAAGUCCUCAAAACUGUAAUCCCCAAAUAGUGAAAUCACACCCAAUAUUUUAUGGGUAGUUAGAAGUGCAAGACAGAGUCUAAAUCACUGCUAUAGUAGUCACAGUUCAUUAAAACGUCUACUUCCGUUUCUGGGAACUAAAAACAACUAUGAUUGCCCCUUCCACCAGGGAUGCAAAGGUUUUUAACUAUUCGGCUUUGGAAAUGAGGAAGAAAGAGUAGAGGGAAGGACAGAUGCCUUGUUGCAGAGAAAGGAAAUGUGGGGACAAUGGAGAGAAAAUAAAGUAUAGCAUUCAAAAGGGAAAUGGCAGCAGGCAGGGGGUCUCACAGUGCUCAUGUUUCAGCCUCCAUUUCUGUUUUGUAUGUAUUGCAUGUGAUUGAAGGAGGCAUGCAGACUCAUCUUCUGACUUCAGAUGGUGUUGAAUCUUUUCAAUUAUGCUCAUAAAUCAUGAUGUUAUGUGGACAUUUUGAAGCGACUAAAUGAAGCGAGAAUUCAGAUGCCACUUAUGUUUCUUCUAUACCCUUGUUCUGCCACCAUCCUUAGAGCACUGAAGGUUGGUUCUGGCAAAUAAGGCUUUCCUAGAUGUGCACAUGACACCAUAAGAAAUGUUCCCCUGGAGAAAGGUCCAGCCGCUUCAUGUUGCACCCCAGACAUGAGUCCACUCAUUCAACAUGCAUUUGUUUUGUGUAAUUAACACCAGUAAGAUAGUGUAUGCAAUAGUUUUAGUUAUUUGUAGCAAAUUUUGAGCUAGAGGGAGACCUCAGUUACAUGGAAAUUGAACAUAUGUAUCUAACAAAGUGGAAUUAAAUAGUCUCUGUCUGUUUGUUGCUCCAAGAAUGUUUCUCCAGUUUUCUAUAGUUACCAACAUAGUUCCCAAAAUAGAGAUGUGGAACGUGUUUCUUGUUUGAGAACUUCCUUCUUUUUCCUCCCAAGCCCCCAGCCCCUGGCUCCCAGCUGCCAGCAUAGCUUUCAGCAUUUACUUCUUAGAAUUUAAUAGCAGGUAUUGAGAUAUAUAUUUAGCAACAAAUAAUCAAAUGAGAAAAUAAUGCUACACAUGCUUUUCUUAGUUUUUCUUGCUUUUGCAAUAUUGUGUUUAUGGGAUUUGAAUACAUGCAGCCAUUGGAUGUUAAUGGUUUGAAUGAGAAGAUGAUCUGGGCAUGAUUUUAGAAAUAGCUAUUAAAGCUUGCUUAGAUGUUGAAAUCA
Messenger RNA from Phodopus roborovskii (desert hamster), 4163 nucleotides. It is a transcript of the gene Cybb, whose product is annotated as cytochrome b-245 heavy chain. Lineage: Eukaryota; Metazoa; Chordata; Mammalia; Rodentia; Cricetidae. Bases 113 to 1825 code for a protein of 570 amino acids. Gene Ontology annotation, cellular component: NADPH oxidase complex; plasma membrane. Gene Ontology annotation, biological process: superoxide anion generation; defense response. Gene Ontology annotation, molecular function: superoxide-generating NAD(P)H oxidase activity. The record is from RefSeq and is a predicted model, not a curated record. The transcript is spliced from 13 exons.